ACCAACCCCUUAAUGGUAACCAGAAAAUCCACAGUUUGCAAAGUAAUACUGAUAUACUUGAAUAUGUCAUGAGCAUAGCUGUAGAAUGGAUCGAAAUCGGGUGGGAGGGAAAUUCCAGAUCCAUACGAACCAGUUAAGAAAGAAGCAAAUGGCAAAUGAAAGUGGCAAUAACGCAGUUCCGGGGUUCCAAUGGCUGAAUCGCUUGGUUUCAGAACCUUAUUACCUUUUCCAUUUCUUAACUUUCUUCUCAUAUUUCAUCAUUCGCAGCUCCGCUUCCGAAGUUCUUGCACCUCAUCUCAUCCAACAUCUCCUUCGUCGCGAAAUACAAACGUUGCUUGUGUUCGCGAUAUUGGUUGUCAUCAAGGGAGUAAAAGAAGACAACUGGGAAGCCUUUAUAGCCGAUGCACUUUUCCUUGGCAAGAUUUGUCUUUUUGUCUUAGCCAUUACGAUGGAUCGCCACUUAGCCGUAUGGUAUAUUCUUGUAUUUUUAGUGAUACAUAUGUUAACACAACAACCUCUAUUCCAAGGACUAGGUACGUCCAGCAAGCUAACCCCAUUGCAGUUGGAAAGCCUGUUGACAGAGGGGACAACUACAAGAUUGUGGCUGGUGGAAUUUUGUGCUUCAUAUUCACCUGCUUGCAUUCGCUCAAGUCAGCAUUUUCCUGAGCUCUCCAUUACAUAUUCAAGCAAAAAUUUAUCGUUUGGAAUAGUUGAUCUUGGUCUCUUUCCUAAUGCUGCUGAAAAAUUUGGAAUAUCCCUAAGUGGAAGCAUGGGCCAGCUUCCUACAUAUAUCUUAUUUGAGAAUGCAGCUGAAGUUGCCCGCUUUCCAGAGUUGGAUUUUGAAGCAACAUAUUUUCACCCUACGAUUACCAAGGGGCUUCUUUCUCGUCAUUUUGAGCUUGAUCGGCACCUUCUGGAAUAUUUUAAUGGUAAAUAGGAUCUAAUGGAGCAAGUUGUUCUCCGAAAUUUCGCCUCAACCCACUCUAACUUACGCUAUUCCUACAGGUAGUGGGAAAUCUUGCAUCGGUCCAAAGAGAAACAGUUUUUUUUGUAAAAGAAUUGAAAAUUUUUUUAAUGCAAAAGUUGACCCUUUUAGGAA
This is a messenger RNA of Vigna umbellata (rice bean), 1099 nucleotides long. RefSeq names its product Thioredoxin superfamily protein. NCBI's taxonomy places the organism in Eukaryota, Viridiplantae, Streptophyta, Magnoliopsida, Fabales, Fabaceae. The record is from RefSeq and is a predicted model, not a curated record.